GUGACGUAGGCAGAAGGUGGGGCGCGAGCUCCACCCCCCUUCUUCCGCCCGCCCUAGCGCUUGCGCGCGCCCCGUGCCGGCCGCCAUCUUGUGGCGAGGGGCUCGCUGAGGCGGCGCAGCGCUGCAGAAUGGAGAACUAUAAGAAGACCAAAAUUGUAGAGAAGCCUUGCCCUCAGCCUUUCACCAACCUGCCCCCUGAUAUUAUUGAAAUGAAAGUGAAGGAUGGGAGCAAAAUCAGAAAUCUGAUGGGCUAUGCCAUCAGCAAGAUGGAGCUGGACUCUGUGAGACAGAUUCUUUUCACUGGCUCAGGCAAGGCUGUCAGCAAGACCAUUACCUGCGUGGAAAUCAUGAAACGAAGGCUCAAAGAGCUGCACCAGAUCACCAAAGUGCUCUUCAAACAGAUUGAAGAGAUCUGGGAACCCAUUGUGCCUGAGGCAGGCCUCGAUGCCUUGACAGUGAAGAGAAACAUUCCUGCCAUAUGUGUCCUACUCAGCAAAGAUGCCCUCGAUCCUCAGGAGCCAGGAUACCAGGCUCCAGGCUCUUUUGACGCCUUCUGGAUUGAGACGCUUCAAGCUGAGUCCCAAGGCCAGAUGAAGAGGAAGCAGCGUGGAAGCCAGGGAGCUGGCAGCACAGGAAGGCACCCUCAGUCUGCUGGAGGAGCGCCUGGGGAGUCCUGCGCUAAGUCCUGAGAUACUGGCACUGCGUUUGGGUGUAAUUUGGGGGAGUUACAGAAACAAGCCAGCUGCUGUAGCUGGGAAGCUGUUGCUGAACACAGGGGCUUGCAGGGGAGGGCAGGAGAGGUUAACUGUGUGAAAAUGGAUGUGGCUGUAACUGUCUGAAACUGUGUUUUGGCAAGUUCCCUUGUCAAAGGCUGCCAGGCUGUGCUCCUUCACAUGUGGUUCGGGGAGGACACGAGUCACCUCUGCUUGACCAAGAACUGUUUGCGUCUUGUCAGUGAGCUGCGGCAAACGGCCGCUCACUGAAUGCAGUUUCAGCUGCUUGGGGUGGUACAGCAGCCCAGGCAGCAGGUGUGCGUGCCAGGCUGCUUUUGUGGUGGUGGGUGGAGGUGACUUGCUGUGGUACAGAGGGGAGAUGUGGAUUCUCCUGGCUGCCACCUGCAUCACCAGAGCUCUUGUGAGCGGGCGUGGGGCUGGGUUGGCUACUUCUGUGCUUCAGAGUCCCAUCUGCUGAACCUGUCAGGCAGUUUGAUUGUUGGACUGCAGGGAUACAACUCCAUCUGCGAUUGUGUGCAUGUAGUGCCCUUUCUGUCCUCCUUUCCCCUUGGUGGAGCUGACAGUUACACUUACCUCUGCCAAAGUGGCAGGAGUCAACUUGUAACCAGCCUGAAAUCCUGUAGUUGUGCAAGGGCCCUGGGAUUGUGGUAAUGGUAAGCUCCAAAGGGCCCUGUUCUUGCCCCUUUCUGCUCCAUUACAAUGCACAGAGAUGUGUUUUAAAAUAAAGUUUCCUCUUCACGCAA
Falco peregrinus (peregrine falcon) is the source of this 1477-nucleotide messenger RNA. RefSeq names its product ribonuclease P/MRP subunit p25 like (gene RPP25L). The transcript has 2 exons. The coding region runs from base 129 to 689 and encodes 186 amino acids. The record is from RefSeq and is a predicted model, not a curated record. Gene Ontology annotation, biological process: tRNA 5'-leader removal. Gene Ontology annotation, molecular function: RNA binding. Lineage: Eukaryota; Metazoa; Chordata; Aves; Falconiformes; Falconidae. Gene Ontology annotation, cellular component: ribonuclease MRP complex.